AUGAAGUGCAGCCGACUCCUGUCCCUGACCGUCCUGCUGGUGGCCCCCGGCAGACUCUGGGCCCACCCCAUCGCAGACCCUGCCGAGAUGCCCUACUCCGGCCCCGUGUCGGUGGAGGACCGAGGACUCGGCGCUCUGGAGGAUUUGUCUCUCUCUGACCAAAACUACGCACCCCAGGAUGGACCUGCCCUCAAAUAUACCUCCCUGGUGUCUGGGGAGCUCAACCGAGAUGCUUUCAGGACGACCGGUCUGCUCCCUCGGGGGAUGAAGAGAGAGGUUCUACUGGAGAAACAAAGCUCCCUCAGCCCCUUCAGCCACUUCCUGGGCAUCAGGAAGCAGUUCCAGAAGAGGGGCGUGAACACCGAGUGCUUCUGGAAGUACUGCGUGUAAAUACUGCAGCACCGAGGCGCCGGCGUGUGAGGCUGCUGCACACUAGACGGCGCUCGCACUAAAAAAGAAAUCCCUGUUCUGCAGUCACA
Lampris incognitus (smalleye Pacific opah) is the source of this 479-nucleotide messenger RNA. RefSeq names its product urotensin-2-like. The transcript is spliced from 4 exons. The record is from RefSeq and is a predicted model, not a curated record. Gene Ontology annotation, molecular function: hormone activity. Lineage: Eukaryota; Metazoa; Chordata; Actinopteri; Lampriformes; Lampridae. Gene Ontology annotation, cellular component: extracellular region. The coding region runs from base 1 to 390 and encodes 129 amino acids. Gene Ontology annotation, biological process: regulation of blood pressure; blood vessel diameter maintenance.